AUGGAAGCAGCGGCGAAGAAGGUCCAACUGCUGGCCCAGCGCAUCCUGCCCGACCGACCGCAUCAUCUCUCCGUGUCCCCCGACCAGCGAUUUCGCGUCCCACCCGAUCAUAGCAAACUCUUUGAGGAAUUCAAGUACCCGCGCCUGCAGUACAUGACGCUAUUGUCCGACGCGGAUCGCGGCAUGCUGCUCACUCGUCCGUACUAUGACAUGCGCGAAGAACCUCCAAACCUCACCGCCGCCAAGGAUCCGAACGCGAAAAUGGAGAAGAAGUCCGUGACCAAGCUGUCGCUGAGUGACUAUAAGAACAAGCAGAAGAAGGUGUCGGAUUCCCUUCCCGACUCCGGAACUACGCCGAAACCAGACACCUCCCGGAGGAAGGAGGAGGUGGCAGACGGUCGAAUGGACCGAGAAUCCAAAAAGACGGACGCAUACCGAAUACGCGAAGCGGAGGCGUCGAAGGAUGUCAAGGCGCACAGACAUCACGAAGUCGCCCACGAUGAAAGAGCGAGCAGGCUUGAGGCAAGGCCCAGGGUCGCCCAAGAAAGCAAUGAUACCCCAGAGAAGAGGAAGCGGAUCGUGGACGCCGAGAACGAGUCGCGACCCCAGAAGCGAGCGAGACCCGAAGCCAGCACCCCGCUGGACGAACGAUCGCGAACGCCCCGAGACGAUACCCCAAGAAGGAAAGAGAUGCAUUCAUCGCAGGAUCGGAUAUCCCAGAAGGAUGGCAAGCCUGGCACGGCCUCCUCGUCAUUACCCAACGGACGAUCGACUCUGAAAACAGCUCUGGGCUCGGGCUCAGGCUCAGGGCCCAUUAAGUCGCCCAUGUCGCGUGCGCGAGGCGACUCCGUUAAUGGCAACAGACCGAGUCCCUCGGGCAGCAGAGCCAGAGCCGAUACCGCAUCGUCGAGGUCAGCAGUCCCGCCAUUGCUGUCUCCUCUACAUCUACCAAAUGAGUCCGAUUCUCGUCCCAAAGACAAAUGGCGAGAUGAUGUUGGCGAGCACAGUAGACCCCCGAAGUCUCUGAAAUCGGAACCGCCGCCAUCUAUCAAGAGGCCGAAAUCCCCCCUCAAGCUCCCGGCGCUCCUCUCGCCGACAUUACCCCCGAUGCUUGAGGAGGAACUUGCCCGGUUGAAAAAUACACCUACCAAAGGCUCUACCUCAAGCCAAAGAACGCAACCUCCAGAUUCCCCGACAACCGGCAAGAGGUCGCAUACUGUAGUAAAAGAAGAGGACGAGGAUCGAAAAGAGCCAAAGGAAAAGGCCAGGGACAGGCCGCGCAGGUUCAUGGUCACGCUCAAGUAUAGCAAGAAGUACACAAAAUCUGUGCAGAGACUGCUUGCCCUGCCGACUAGGAAAGAUGCGGUCAAGAAAGAGCGCUCAGUGAGUAUAGAACCCCCGGCGCCGCCUCAGGCGCGGAAACGACCCAUGGGCAGUACCGAGAAUGUCGGCGAUUCGAUCUCGGUAAAACGACCAAGGAUGUCGGACGUCCCGAGUUCUUCUAAGCUGGUUACGCCUUCAACACCAUCAAAGGCGGCCACGUCAAUGUCGAGAGUGGCAUCGAGCAACUCGGUUAAUACUCCCGGGGACGGUAGCGGCCUAACCCCCGCUGCGCCGCCCUCGUCGGACCGUGACCGACCACAGACAAGAGACGAGAGCAGAGAUGCUGCGAACUCAUCCAAGAUCCAAGCGCUGCGGGAUCGCUCGAGCCGGUUUAGCAGACUUGGCACCAAGUUGAAGCAUGAGCGCGACAUGCUCCUGGAGCGUAAAAACAGCGACCGCGGUGCCCCAUUGUCCGACUCGGACAACAAGCUCAGCAUGAUAUUGGGGCUAGAAGCCGCGUUGGCUUUCAUGGUCGGCUUUAGGGCGCUGUUCGAGUCACGGCGAAUGGAGAACAAGGCGCAAGACCCCAAGCAGUGGGGUAGCAUUCUGCCAUUACUUGCCGUCAUGCGUCACGAUGUGCGAAAGAGCAGACCGCUGGAGGCGCUGUUUUGGCAGUUGCAGGGCGUGAUUUACGAGGAGCUCAUCAAGUGCUACUGGUCCCUCGACCCUGCGUCUCACGCAGUGCAGAUGAUCAACUCGGAACGAUCCCGGUCCGCUGUGUGGAAAUCAGCCUUUGACGCCGCUGAGCGCGUCGAGGCAUCUGCGAUGCGCACCAACAUGGGCCCGUGGACGAGCGUGGAGGAUGCGGUGUCGUCGUCAUUGAAGGUCAUGCGCCGGUGGACGCAAGAGGAAAACGUCUCGUGGCGGGCCGAGGUCACUGUAUCAGCCGCCAACGGAACGUUGUCAUAG
This is a messenger RNA of Colletotrichum higginsianum IMI 349063, 2292 nucleotides long. RefSeq lists its product as uncharacterized. The record is from RefSeq and is a predicted model, not a curated record. Bases 1 to 2292 code for a protein of 763 amino acids. NCBI's taxonomy places the organism in Eukaryota, Fungi, Ascomycota, Sordariomycetes, Glomerellales, Glomerellaceae. The transcript has 2 exons.